Messenger RNA from Prorocentrum cordatum, 455 nucleotides. NCBI's taxonomy places the organism in Eukaryota, Dinophyceae, Prorocentrales, Prorocentraceae. The record is from the annotation of a GenBank genome assembly.
GGGCGCCUCGGCCGCCGGGGCGGCCUCGACCGCGGGCCGCCUCGGCUGCCGGAGCGGCCUCAGCCACGGGUGCCUCGGGGUCGCUGUCCGCAUCCAUCUCCUCCUCGGCCACCUUCUCAUCGGCAUCGACCUCCUGCAGAAGACGGUGCGCAUCUCUUCCUCGGCGGCCUCCCGGUCGCUCGUCACCUCCUCCUGCAGGAGCGCCUCCGCCUCGGAGAGGAGGCUGCUCACGGAGGUGUACUCGUCCUCGGUCCGCGCCACGACCUCACCUGGGACUCGGAGUCAGACGACCCAGCGAACAGCAUGUCCUCGGUCCCCUCCUUGUGGAGCGACAGGGAGGAGGCCACAGACGCCAGGGCGAACAGGGAUAAAGACCGCCCUCAUCGCUGCAGCGGAAAGGGUACGGUGUGCAGAUGUAAAGCUAGACUGUGACUACUCUUGAACCAGGACUGGCU